CAAAACCAAAACAAAGUCUCACUCAUAUCAUUGAUUCAUUCAGGAAAAGAACACAUAACAACAAUUGAUAAUUCCGAAGAAAAAGAACAGAAACCACCGAUUUUGUUUCAGAGAUGGCAUUGCAGUGGAUGAUACUCACCUAUGUGGUGGCUAUUGAAGCUGCUAUAGCGAUUCUUAUAACCCUUCCAUCACCAAAGCCCUUGAGGAACCGUUUGACUUCUCUGAUUUCUCUCAUUCUUCAACCUGCGCUUUUCAUUGUUCCCUUUGCUGGGUUUCAGCUCCUAGAUAUAUACUGGAAGAAUGAGCAUAGGUUGUCGUGCACCUCUGAUGUUUGUACAGCUGCUGAGAGAGAUCGAUAUGAAAAAACCACAUACAAAGCUCAGAGAAAUGUGAUUCUGUGUAUUGCAGCAUGCCUUCUCUACUGGUCUAUAUACCGGAUUUGCAAGUUUCAGAAAGAUAUUCAGAGUAUGGAGGAAGUUGAGAAGAGAAUCAAGUCUAAGUAGAAGCUUCUAUUUACAACCUAUAUUGUCAUGGUUAGUGUAAAAGAGAGCUUUUGAAAGAUCUAUAGAUGAGUCUUACUUGUAUGAAAAUGCGACAGUAAUGUGCCAAACUUUGCUCUAUGGCACCUUUAUCAUUCUGUUCUAUGUUUUCAACUUUCUGUAAUUUCUUAUGACUUGUGUGCAGUGUAAUGAUUUAGCAGCCUAUAUAUUUAGGUGAAAUAUAUUUCUAUUCGCUCCUUUUUAA
Messenger RNA from Vicia villosa (hairy vetch), 744 nucleotides. RefSeq lists its product as uncharacterized. Gene Ontology annotation, biological process: endoplasmic reticulum to Golgi vesicle-mediated transport; intracellular protein transport. The record is from RefSeq and is a predicted model, not a curated record. The transcript is spliced from 4 exons. The coding region runs from base 114 to 503 and encodes 129 amino acids. Gene Ontology annotation, cellular component: endoplasmic reticulum membrane; endoplasmic reticulum. NCBI's taxonomy places the organism in Eukaryota, Viridiplantae, Streptophyta, Magnoliopsida, Fabales, Fabaceae.